Messenger RNA from Bolinopsis microptera, 2168 nucleotides. RefSeq lists its product as uncharacterized. The record is from RefSeq and is a predicted model, not a curated record. The coding region runs from base 90 to 1202 and encodes 370 amino acids. The transcript is spliced from 5 exons. Lineage: Eukaryota; Metazoa; Ctenophora; Tentaculata; Lobata; Bolinopsidae. Gene Ontology annotation, cellular component: membrane.
UCGAACAGUGUAUCUCAUCCCUAGUUUCAAUGGUAAGAUUAAGAUAAUUAUAUUAAUGAAGUGAUCACGCGUAACGAUCUGAGAACCACAUGGGAACUACAAAGAGACAGCUCUUACAACUGACCUCGAGAUGGUACGGUGCGUAUAAAAUAAAGGUGAGCGUAGAGACGGCUGUAGAUGGGGGAAAUGAGGACACAGACGUUUAUCUUACCCUGAUGGAUCCCGACAACCAGACGAUUUCUGAGGAGAAAAGACUGGGCAAAUUUGAAGAGGGUGUGGUAAGGGAGUUUGAAUUUAUCACAAAUAGCUUGGAUUUGGAGUGCUUGAUAUUUUCUUUGAAAGAGGGUACAGAUGGCUGGAUAAUGGAGAAGUCUACAGUGGUAUUAGAAAGUGGAGUUACGUACACUUAUACAAAUCUGAGGAAAGAAAAACUUGAAAACACAUUUUGGUUUCAUGAAAAUUCGGUGAAAUUCUGUACAAGGAACAUAGCGGCCUUCGAACUGAUCGAUAAAUAUGCAAGAACCGUAGAGGACCAACAUGAGGGGUUGUUACUAUUCGAUGGCGGAACAGUCUGUGAUGACGAAUUUGGCGACUUCUCCGCUGAAUCGAUCUGCAUAGCAAUGGGGCGCCCACAUAGCAACGUUACAUGGACAUCUUAUAAACAUAUAUAUAUAUAUUUGUACGGUGCUGUUCAGAGUAGGAAAACUAUUAAUCUGGACCGUGUCAGGUGCCAGACUAGUGAAUGGUAUCAGUGUUCCUUCACGACAGUUCACGAAUGCAAGCAUUACGAGGAUAUAUUUCUGACUUGUGGAGACAGUACUACUACUGUAGUCAGUACUACUGUAGACAGUACUACUACUGCAGCAAAGUUGACGGCAAAAUCACCAGAUUGGCCAUUAGUUCUGAUCAUAUGCAUAGCAUCUGUUACGCCGGUGUCUGGUAUUAUUUUAUUGAUAAUCCGUUGUGUGCAAUGGAGGAAGAGAGCUACUGAAGAACAAUCUAGACCACAUCUGCAAACACCUUUCACACCAGAUGUGGAGAGGCCAUCUUCAUCAGCCCCGUCAGCCCCCUCAGCACCACCGGCCUACGACCAUGAAAUGACACCGACAGCAGGUGGAGAGGCCUCGCCCAGUUAUGAUGAAGUCGUAGCCAGCCCCAAUCGAUUCAAAUCAGUUACCGUUACACGAAUUCUAAACACGUAAUUUGAAAUUCCACAACGGCAUCGUAAAUUUAUUUACAAAUCAUUUGCUAGACGACUUUACAUUUCAGCUUGAGUCUUCUUUUCUAUGUACGGUACGAUCAGGGGUUGACUUUUUGGUCGUUUGACCUGGGGGGAUGUGGACGAGUUAGCACUUUUAGUGGCUGGAUUUUCAAUUGCGUGCUUAACUCGCGAGUGAUACCACAAACUAGUGUAAGACCUCUUGGCAGUUGUACCUUGGAAAGACUUCUUACAAUGUAUGCAGGUAACGUUGUCUCCCUCUUUUUUGAAAUGUUUUCAGAUCUCGUUGGUUGCCAUAUCAAAUUCAAAUAAAACAGUUUUUACACUCAUAGGACACGACAGGGAACAACCAAGCACGUUAAUCAAUUAACAAUUUGAGCAAAUGAGCGAUCAAAUACAAACGCGGGGCGCGGAUCGUGUGUUGUUUUCAAACUAAUUAUGACGUCAUCAGUCAUAUAGUGUAUAAGAUGACUUUAAUCGUGAUUUUACGGAAUUUCGAACCUUUUGGAAAUAAUUUUUGAAGAAAAAAAAUGUUGAUAUUAUCGGUUGAUCGGUUAGAAAUUAUCGCCGAUAACCGAUAAUGACUUUUUCACAAAUUAUCGCCGAUAAUUUUAUCGCCGAUAAUAUCGGUUGCAAACCCUAGACUGAAGCAUGUUAAUUUUUAUUGUUUCUUAUCAUCGCAGAUUUAUGACUUUGCGUUACUAAGAUGAUUUAUGUAAGAUUCUUUAUAAACGAGUUGAACAAUUUUUAGAUAUUAUCGGUAAAUUGUGAUUGUUUACAAUUACUAGUUACCUUGCAGUUUUUGAAAAAUUAAGUUGUUCAACACUAAUUUGAAACCAGAUUUUUAUUUAAAAACAGACUUAUUUUUUAAAGCAGAUUUUAUCUGAAUAGAAUGUUAUAUAUCAAGCAGAAUCUGAAUUCUGACAUUGCAAAUGGCAUGUUAUGGUGC